UUGAGAUGUUAGCAUACGUUCAUGUUUCCUAGCACCACGGUACAUUCUUGGCAUGACAGGGCUUUAAGUACUUCAAGUAGGGGGAGAAUGGCUCCGAUUGUUCCAGCUAUCCUCUCAGCGAUAAAAACUCUGACGAAUCCUCUUGGCGAGGUCUCUGCACAUGAUGCUCAGUCCUCCCACCAAGAUGCUCUGGUCGCAGUGCUGCGGACCAACAGGGCCCUUCUCCAAGAGCAGCUUCAGAAGGAGAGCAGCUUGGAGGAGGUGAGGAGACUCAGGGAGGAGGUGAUGGUUGCGGCAGACUGGUUCGGUGGUGACACAGAAGAUGCCACAUGGGCUUUUGUCCAGGAGUGUCUCCUUCUACUCCUCACCCUGUCGCGACAACUAUCCGCAGAACUCAAACUUUUCCAGCAGACGGACAGUCUGUCUGCGGCUAGGCUACGCACCGCUGAGAUGGCGCCACCGUUGCCUCCUGAUGUCUUCAGUGUGGCCCAGCAGCAGACCCUGUCAGCGUCUCUUCAAUUUGUGGUUUGUCUGGGCCUCUGCCCAUACUUGGCCACCGGAGUGGGGGUAUCACUGGGUCGCAGGUCAGCGUUUGGAGUCAUGGUAGACAAACUAGUCCGCGGUGGGACGGUGCCAGCAGCUGGAUGUCGUCUUUUCACCACCACCAAAGUUCUGAUGCAGUUGACAGAGCUUUCGUGUCUCGCCACAUUGGUGUUCACGCGGCAUUUGGGGGAUGUCUUGGCGGCGUUGAUCCAGCUUGGCUACCAGCCACGCCAUGCAGAGAGAAGCUGCUCAAAGGAGGGGACGAUGCACGAGCUCAGGGCAGUAGAGAGUCACACUUGUAAGGAGGUCCUCAGAAGCCUUCUAGGAAAGGUAUACCAGCCAAUGAUUGUCAAGGAGCUGCUGAUCCUCCAAGGUGGACCCAAGCAGGAUAAGUCUGGGGCAGGGGGGAGCUCCAGCAACGGCACUGCUUCAGGACUAGCUCCCACCUGGUUGAAGCGUGUGUGUGGUCGGCUGCUGUCUGAGCGUCUGAUGCAGUCCAACGGUGUCCAGGCUGUAGUUAGAGCCAUCUUGGAGGGAGGAACAGAAGCCAAUGCAGACUGGAGGAAAUGUGACUGCGUGGCCAGAAUACUGGUAAUCUGUCCUCAGCAGUCUGCAUCAGCAGACUCCUACUACGGACAAGUCUGUCGUCAGAUCCUUGAACUCCUGCACUUCAAGGACCAGCUGACAGCCCAGCAGCACCAGCGUGUGGCCACCAGGGCGGUGCUCCUCAUGGUGCAGGAGAAGCCCAACUUUGCUCACCAGUACCUGCUCACUCCUCUGCUCGAACCUCUCCACCGCUGUUCCACUGCUUCGGAUGAGGUUGAUUCCCACGCUGCUGUGGAGGAGUGUGAGCUGACUCGUUGUGUGACUGAUGUGUACAAGAUCUGUGUGGUUGGAAACAGUCCGUCAGCUUCUCUUCUCGGAGCUCUGGAAGAAGUUCUCCCUGUUAUCUUCACACUCUUCUGUUUUACCAAGCAGAACGUCUCUCACCUGCGCGCCCCCUGUGAGGAGAUCCUUCUGUGGUACUUGAGCCACGCUGACACGUCUGCGGCCCGGUCAGCACUGAGACAGCUUUCAGGUCUGCAGGACCCAAAAAACGAGGUAGCAGCAAAGUUCCACUUCACCCCGGGCAGUGAUGGAGGAGCCCGUCUGAGCUCAAGGGAGAUAUCCAGUGAAGAGGACGAUGCUUUGUAUGAGAAGUUGUCAGAAGAGCAGUGGAGGCUGGAGUGUCUUAUGCAGCUAUUGGCUGACCUCAAACACUGUGACCUGCCGGGAGACUUCUUCCUCGACCUGCUACAGGAGAUGGCUAGCUGGGAAGCUGCAGCAGAUGGGGAAAGGGAAGAUGACCCAGAGCUGGACAUAACCACCAUGACACUUGUGGAGGUGGAGCAGCGGCUGCUGGCUCCAUCUGCGAACCAAAGCCGGAAACUGGCUCUGCUUCAGGUGUUGGCUGUGAUGGUUGAUUGUGUGCAGCAUACUGUGCUGCUGAGAAAAACCUCACAGGUGGUGGACUUCUUGAUGUCUCUGCUUCAGAGGGCCUGUUUGGGUCUGGGUCAGGCCUCUGGUCCAGUUCUUGGAAGGCCAGUAGAGAGCGAGACGCUGCGGUUGGGGAUAGGCGUUGUGGCUACUCUGCUGUCUGGACCUAAGCUUAGUCAAGAAGACUACUCUUCUAUGUGGAGACUGCUCCCGCCACUGGAGUCGCUGUCUCAGAAGCACCCUGAGGUGCUCAUCCAGCAGCUGGCAUCCGACCUCAGAGCUGUCAUUGCCACUCAUGGGGCCUACCGGCCUGAGAACUUCCCCGCUGUCGCUUCGGCCUCCAUGAAGCCUAAAAUGACAGUCAAGAACACGCAAACCGGAGCUAACAACCCCCAGAUAAGUCCUCAUUCAUCGCCACCAGACCGAAACGCCAAAAGCAAUAGACCUCCAGCGUCCUUUGGAAAGUCUGCAGCGAAAGUAAGUCCAGAAGGUAGGACUUCUGGAACCAGUACCCUUCACCCUCCUACCAAGCCUUUUUCCGAUUGGCUGCUAGAAGCUUGUGACCCGGAUGUGCCAACCAGAGCGUUCGCCCUGAGGGUCCUGACUCAGAUGGUGAAGAGCGGAAACCCAGAGGCUGCCCACAACCAGGAGAAGCUCCUGAUGCUCUUCUUAGAAAACCUAGAGCAUGAAGACUCAUUCAUCUACCUGUCAGCCAUUCAAGGUUUGUCUGCAUUGGCAGAUUCAAACCCUGAGAGGGUUCUGGAAAGGCUUCUGAAAGACUUUCAUCAUGGACCCUCCCGUACCACAUCCAACAAGGAGCACUCCCUGGAAUUCCGCCUCAAAGUGGGAGAGGUUCUGAUGAGGGCGAGCAGGGCAAUGGGGGAACUGGCAACCCACCUCGGCCAUCCUCUGAUUAGCGUUUUCCUGCAAGGAACCAGGGACCCAGACCAAAGUGUCCGGGCCAGCAGUUUGUCAAACCUGGGGGAGCUCUGUCCAAGACUGGACUAUACCCUGGGAACUCUGGCCCAAGAGCUCUGCUCCUGUCUGACCGCUUUGAUAAAAACUGAGAAGGAGGCAGAGGUGAGGAGAGCUGCUGUCCAUGUUAUCACCCUGCUGCUCCGAGGCCUCAGCGACAAAACCACCGAGGUUCUCAGUGAUGUGUUGUUGGACCUGUAUCGAGCCCUGAAGUGGGUGGUGCGCUCCGACCCAGAUGAUGUUGCUGUGCUCCAUGCCCAGCUAGCUCUGGAGGAGAUGGAUGACAUAAUGAAGAGGUUCAUCUUCCCUAAGCAGAAGCUGCAGAAGAAGAUUGUUGUCCUGCCAUAGGACCAUUUUAAUCUCCUUUAUAACCCCUCCACAGUUUGGACAUAUUUUUAUAUGCUCUACCUCUAAGCAGCACUAGUUCUGCCUCCAUGUGACGAGAACUUUAUGGUACCUCUGGACGCACAGAAGCUACAGGUCCAAACUACCGGCAGCUUCCGAAAUAAGCAUUCAUCAUGUUCUACUCUCCAACCAAAUCCAAAUAAAGUUUUAUUAACCGGUUGUUCGGAAUUGUUAUACUAAAUGGGUACGUUAUUACCAUUAUUUUACCUAGGAUCUCAUUAAGGAUUUGACAGCUCAGCCACCCUUGAUGGAGGAAAACCAGGCUGGAUUCCAAGCUUAAAGGGGCACUCCACUGCUUUUAGGGAUAUAGGUUUGGCCCCUGCUCCGUCCUUUUGGCGACUAGCAGCAGGUUCUGAGUGUAAUCACUUCAAGUGAACAGAGAUUAUAACCUAGUCAUUCGGUAAUCAAUGUAAAUAUUGUCCCGUUACAAGCUUCAUAUUGUCUUUGAAAUUUGACACACAAAUAGAAUGUUUGAUACCUGUGUCUGCCUUUGCAACACACUCACAGUACACUGUACUAUUCCAGCAUUAAUGUUGGACAAACUUUCAAAAUGUAAGGUAUCGUCUAAGAAAUUUGUGUAAUGCCAACUCGGGUUAUUAAAUAUGUUAGUAGCUAAUGGUAUCAAAAGCGAAUAUAAAUGCAUUAGAAUUCUCCCACUAUCCACCGACAUGCAGUGUAUGUCAAACCAAAGCUGAUAUGAAGUUGAUGAACACGAUGUUAUAUUUAGACCAAUCAGGUCCCACACAAGGAGGUUAUUGUCUCCUUUUUUUUUCCCUCUGGACAAGCUUGUUGUAAAUCGCUCAUGUCAACUUGAUGUAUCAUGAGUAGUGAGAUGUGUUAAUGUACUGUAGCUAGAUUCCAUUCAAAAGGAAAUUUAUAUAAAUAACUACUAAACUGGAUAGGAUACCUGGAUAGUUAGCCGUGUACUCCACAAAUGUGGCCUCUAUGGAAGAGUAGCAAGAAGGCCACUGUUUCAUCUCGUUUGGAGUUUGCCACUAGCAAUGUGAGAACACUGCAAACAUGUGGAAGAAUGUGCUGUGGUCAGAUGAGAUCAGAAUUGAAUCUUCUUUUACCUCAAUGAAAACCCAACACUGUCGAUCACCCUGAGCACACCAUCCCAACAGGGAAAUAAAGCAUUGGAAGCAUCA
Gasterosteus aculeatus aculeatus (three-spined stickleback) is the source of this 4547-nucleotide messenger RNA. RefSeq names its product transport and golgi organization 6 homolog (Drosophila) (gene tango6). The record is from RefSeq and is a predicted model, not a curated record. NCBI's taxonomy places the organism in Eukaryota, Metazoa, Chordata, Actinopteri, Perciformes, Gasterosteidae. Gene Ontology annotation, biological process: protein secretion.